GCCCGCGGGGGCCCGCGGGAGGCAGCGCGGGGCCGGGCGCGGAGGCCCGGGCCUGGGAGCCGCAGGCAUGCUGCGUCCCAAGGCUCUGACCCAGGUGCUAAGCCAGGCCAACACCGGCGGUGUCCAGAGCACGCUGCUGCUGAAUAACGAGGGAUCCCUGCUGGCCUACUCCGGCUACGGGGACACGGACGCCCGGGUCACCGCGGCCAUCGCCAGCAACAUCUGGGCUGCCUACGACCGCAACGGGAACCAGGCGUUUAACGAAGACAAUCUCAAAUUCAUCCUCAUGGACUGCAUGGAGGGCCGUGUCGCCAUCACCCGGGUGGCCAACCUUCUGCUGUGUAUGUAUGCCAAGGAGACAGUGGGCUUUGGAAUGCUCAAAGCCAAGGCCCAGGCCUUGGUGCGGUACCUGGAGGAACCCCUAACCCAAGUGGCCGCCUCCUAGUGGGCCUCGGCUGGAGCUGGGCUCGGAAAAGAACAAUGACCGUGUGGAGGGGCAGGGCCCUUGGAGCCCUUUCUGGGUGGUGGAGGGGAGAGCGAGACUUUGCUUUUUCCAAGAAUAAACUUGAACUCCUA
Mustela lutreola (European mink) is the source of this 576-nucleotide messenger RNA. It is a transcript of the gene LAMTOR2, whose product is annotated as late endosomal/lysosomal adaptor, MAPK and MTOR activator 2. Gene Ontology annotation, molecular function: molecular adaptor activity; guanyl-nucleotide exchange factor activity. Lineage: Eukaryota; Metazoa; Chordata; Mammalia; Carnivora; Mustelidae. Gene Ontology annotation, biological process: cellular response to amino acid stimulus; positive regulation of TOR signaling. Gene Ontology annotation, cellular component: Ragulator complex. The record is from RefSeq and is a predicted model, not a curated record. The transcript is spliced from 4 exons. The coding region runs from base 68 to 445 and encodes 125 amino acids.